UUACUAAAAAUCACUCUCAUUGUAAAUUACUGUGCAAAGCAACAAAGCAGAAAGAAACAGAAAUGCAAGAAAUUCCCAGCAAGAUCCUCCUUCUUCUUCUCCUCUUCUUUCUAAUUUUCUCACCUUCCACACAAAACCCACAAGAAGAAAUCUACUACUGUGGUAAAACUCCAAUCUCAAACCCAUCUAAUUUCAUAACCUGCAGAUCUGGAAAACUCUACUUCAAAACCUCAACUGGUCUCUUCCAUGUCUCUAGAACAGAGGAAGUGAAAUUAAGAGCUAGGGUUUCUAUGGAAGUCGAAGGUCACAUACCAGAUUUAUGCAUCGCUUGUGAGAGACCAGAUGGUAACUGUGGUGUUGCUCUAAGAUGUCUUUGUCAUCCUAAAGAAUGCAAGAAUAAAGUUAUCAACUUUGGAACCAAGUCUCGAGCUUUAUCUGGUAACAACAUACAGAAGCUUCUUCCACUUUUGUUGUUGGCUUUGUUUCUUAUCUGUUUUUGAUUUGUAAAAUUGUUUGAUCCUUAUGGCUAGUCUUUAAAACAAACAUAUGUAAUUUAAUUUUGGGAUUUGUGUUUAUGUUUACUUCUUGAAUACAGAUUUUAAAUGAUUUGUGUUUAUGUU
Molecule: messenger RNA, 620 nt
Organism: Arabidopsis lyrata subsp. lyrata
Lineage: Eukaryota; Viridiplantae; Streptophyta; Magnoliopsida; Brassicales; Brassicaceae
Exons: 2
Coding region: 63-500 (145 amino acids)
Source: RefSeq, a predicted model, not a curated record